AAAUCAAGCGAAAAUACGGAGCCCACAGCCCAGAACCUAGAAAUCGAACCAAUUAGUGCGUGAUUUGAUUUACAAUAUAAGAAGUUAUUACAAAAUUCGAUCGCCGAGGUAUAAAUCAAAAGGUUCCUGCGGAGACGUUUUACCAACAUAUCUCCGGACAGGGCCGAGCCAAAGUAAAUCGCUUUUGAUUGAUUGAUGGAACGGGCCAUUUGCCGAUAAGCAGGAACAACGAUAAAGUUUCUCCAACAAAAUCACUGCCUUCCACGACAGGGACAGCCUAGAGCCUCGUCCUGGGAACAAGUACCGCCAGCGGCGCAUCGACGGCCAUUUGGAGGAGCAGCUGGUCAAGGAGAAACGUGUCACCAAGUUCCCGCUAGUGGGUGCCCUUGUCCACAAGGCUCUGCGGCGUCGGGAGGGGGAGAAGGAGAGGGAAAUCCCGGAUCGCAGGAACAACAAAGCAGGCAACAACAACGAGGAUUGGGAGCCCGACAGGAUGGUGCUACCGUUCGGACUUGGGCCCGAUGGCCACCACGUGGACGCCAUUCAGAGUGCUCCGGCGCCCAGUGCGCCGCCCGCCCACAUGAUGCCACCCGCCUACUCCCGGGGCCAGACCAACAUCUACACAGGCGUGCCGAUCAUCGUGAAUCCCUACAUAGACUUCAUCGUCGUCAACGGGGAUGAUCGGUACAUGAUCAGGUGCGAGAGGAAGUCGGUGCUGGAGCGGAGCGUGGAGCUGGCCAAGCUCAUCCACGCCGGCCCGAACAGCGGGCGGAAGAGCGACAACCACUUCCAGAUACUCAACGUGGACAAGAACGACUUCGAGCUCAUCGUCCGCUACAUGGAGAAGCACUUCAUCCCCUAUCGCGACCACAAGCACCUGCUCAAGAUACUCGAGCUAUCCGAUCGCUUCAACGUUCCAGAUCUGAUUAUCUACUGCAUUCGCGAACUCGAUCUCCGAAUCUCGUGUGCCACCGCCCUGGACAUCUUCAAGGCGCUGUGGUUCUACCAGGGCAUCGCACUGACCAACCAGCACCAGACGGUGAUCACCACCCAGGAGACGGGUCAGCAGCUGGCCAAGAAGAAGGCGACCAAGGCGAAGGCGGCGGCCAAGCAGCUGGCGGCUGCCAAGGCCGCCCAGGCCACCGAGAACGGAGCGGAGGGCGACGGAGCCCAGGUGAACCUCAUUCCCAACCCGAAUCCCUUUACCACCGAAGAUUACGGCGUUGCCCUGCUGCACAACACGCUCCAGCUGAUCGACAUGCACGCGGAGUUCCAGCUUUCGAUGCCGGAGAUCAGUGACCUGCGCUUCGAGGAGCUGGAGACGCUGGCCAAGAGGGACACGCUGCAGCUGAGGUCGGAGGUUACCCUGUUCGAGUGUCUGGCCUCGUGGAGUCUGGCGGAGUGCGCCCGCAAGCAGAUCGAUGCCACUCCGGAGAACCGCAGAACUGUCCUGGGACCCCUGUGCCUCACGCCCCGCUACUUGCGGAUGACCGCCAGCGAAUUCCGACGAUGCUGCGAUCGCCUGGAGCUACUGCCACCCGCUGAGAUAGCCCUCAUCAGCGACGCCCUCGAGGGCAAAAAGCUAAAGAACCUCACCGAUCAGCAGGCGGAGCUCAUGGAGAAGUUCCGCCAGCCCCGCGCCGAGUACGCCCGGAUGCCCGUGCACCUGAGCGACCGGAGCAGUCCGAAGAACUACCCGAAGAAGAUGCGGCUGGCCCACGAGGGUCGGCCCACGGAGGAGGGCUGCUGGGAGAAGGUGGGCAUGAACUGUCUGCGCAUCUUCGUCUGCAUAUUCGACUGAUCCGAGCAGUCGGACGGCGAGGAGGAGGACGAGGACGAGGAGGAGGCCGACGACGAGGACGAGGAGGACGACGACGAGGAUGGGGGAGAUGGGUUCGCGGGCGGUGGAAACGGAGGUGGCAGGAACCUUCGCAGAGACGACGGCGGAUGAGAGGACGAUCCCACAUAGACUUGUUGCAUUAAACGAAUAUUAGCGCUUAUGAAUUACUUAUACAUAGAGUUAACGAUUACGUUAGUCUUAUGGGGGACAAGUGAGGGCCACUACUGUGGCAGUGAUUUUAUAGCAGCCGUUUCUAACAAUACUAUAUAGUGUUAUUUAUAUACACGCAGAUAUAUGCGGUGUGUGCGUGGGUUGUGGUUGAACCAACCGUCAACUGCGAAUCGAUUGGGUUUUGUAUUUACUCGCUAGUCAAAUGGAAUCAAUGGAAAUACCAAACUUUUAUACAACUUUAUGCAACGUUUUGUAGCUGGACUCAAAAUACCAACAUAACAAACAUAAAACUAUGGAAUAAAACCGAAGAAAGUAAAAA
This is a messenger RNA of Drosophila biarmipes, 2330 nucleotides long. RefSeq lists its product as uncharacterized. The coding region runs from base 494 to 1801 and encodes 435 amino acids. Lineage: Eukaryota; Metazoa; Arthropoda; Insecta; Diptera; Drosophilidae. The record is from RefSeq and is a predicted model, not a curated record. Gene Ontology annotation, cellular component: cytosol. Gene Ontology annotation, biological process: neurogenesis. The transcript is spliced from 4 exons.